This is a messenger RNA of Bradysia coprophila, 758 nucleotides long. Its product is annotated as nicotinamide riboside kinase 1-like. Gene Ontology annotation, molecular function: kinase activity; ATP binding. NCBI's taxonomy places the organism in Eukaryota, Metazoa, Arthropoda, Insecta, Diptera, Sciaridae. The record is from RefSeq and is a predicted model, not a curated record.
UGUUUGUCACUUCUACUCUUUUUUUUAAUCAGAAUUGAAGCUGUUAUCAGUUUAAGAAAAAAAAUGUCUUGGCUUGUAAUCGGCGUAUCGGGUGUUUCUUGCUCCGGAAAAACUAGUCUGGCUCAAUCAAUUGCAAAUGUAUUCAGUGAUUCAGCUUUAACCGAAAAGUUUUAUCCAAACCUUAAAGUUGGACAAGUGAAAUUGGUUUGUCAAGAUGACUACUUCUGGCCGAUUGAUCAUCCGAAACAUGAGUGGGUCCAAGUUAACGGAGUUGACCAUAUCAAUCGUGAACAGCUAAGUGCAAUGGACAUGGAUAAAAUGAGCGAUGAUUUGAUGCGUAUAAUUGGAAAUGGGAAUGUUGUCUCAAAGGGUUCAAUUACCGCGGCGGCAGCAUCAAAUCCGCUAAACAUUCUGAUAAUUGAAGGAUUUAUGAUUUUCAAUCACAAACUAACUGCUGAACUGUGCCAAGUGAAAAUUUGUUUGAGCAUUUCGUUCGAAAAGUGCUUCGAUCGACGAAAAGUGCGUGUAUACAAACAACGAACCCCGCCUGGCUAUUUCGAGAAUUAUACAUGGCCGUUGUAUGAAAGUCACUUCAAUGAAUUCAAAAAUAUGGAAGGCUUAAUCAUAAUUAAUGGAGGUGAUACCAUGGAAUCUUGUACCGAUAAGGCUUUGUCGUUUAUCAAAAUGUAUUUAUAAAACAAAGAGGUCAACGAACCGUGAAAUUAAAACUUUAUUAAAUUUCGUUUAUUCGGAACAAA